Molecule: messenger RNA, 1575 nt
Organism: Mycena indigotica
Lineage: Eukaryota; Fungi; Basidiomycota; Agaricomycetes; Agaricales; Mycenaceae
Product: Cytochrome P450
Exons: 14
Coding region: 1-1575 (524 amino acids)
Molecular function (GO): iron ion binding; oxidoreductase activity, acting on paired donors, with incorporation or reduction of molecular oxygen; heme binding
Source: RefSeq, a predicted model, not a curated record
AUGCGAGAUCUGGAGUUAGCCUUGGUCGCCUCUUUACUCUGUUGCGCCCUUUUCAUUUGGAGACGAUCUUCGCCGAGUGCCCUCCCUUUGCCGCCAGGGCCAAAAAUUAACUGGUUUGGGAGUGUUAGCAACAUCCCAAAGGUCAGGCCCUGGCUAAUAUAUGGUGGACCAUGGAAGGAAACGUUCGGCGACCUCAUUUACAUCCAAAUCUUCGGCAACCCCAUUCUGGUGGUCAAUUCAGCGACUGCCGCAGCUGACUUGCUUGAAAAACGCGGCGCGAAGUAUUCGAGCAGGCCCGUAAGGACUAUGGUUGUUGAUUUAAUAGGUUGGGACUGGCUAGCCUCGUCAUUCCCCUACGGCAGCAAAUGGCAAAAACACAGGAUCAUGUUCCAUCGUCAUCUACCGGCAAACGAGUCUUCCACCAAAUACCAUCCACUGCAGAUUCAGGAAGCCCGUAUUCUAUGUCGCCGUUUAUUAGACUCACCCGUCGAUUUCCGACAUCACGUCCGCAACGCUGCAGCGACCAUAGUCUUAAGAAUGGCAUAUGGUCAAAGCGUUGAUACCAACGACUACGUUCCUCUAGCGGACAAGGCACUGUCGUCACUUGCACAAGCCGGAAUAUUUGGAACUUUUCUCGUGGAUUAUAUUCCGAUACUGAAAUAUGCGCCGUCAUGGUUUACCUUCAAGCGCAAAGCUCUCGAGUGGCGAAUACCCACCCGGGCUAUGCGCGACCUCCCAUUUGCCAAAGUCAAAGAACAUAUUGCGCAGGGGAAAGGGUCCGACUGCAUAGUGUCCCAAGAAUUAGAAAAACUUUCUUGUGACUCGGGCUCCAAAGAGGGCGAAAAUACUGUUGCCAAUGUCUCGGCUACUAUGUUUGCUGCGGGAGCCGAUACUGUCGUCUCGACGUUGUCUGCCUGCUUUCUCGUGAUGUCUCUGUAUCCAGACAUCCAGGCCAAAGCGCAAGCUGAUCUCGACGCUGUUUUGGCUCAACGACGGCUUCCAAACUUUAACGACAGAUCUCAACUCCCUUUCAUUGACUAUAUUUGUUAUGAGUUAUUGUGCGCCAAGAUUGCUUAUUGCUCAGCCUCUUUCUCGCUUAAUUUUGUUCAGACGAUGGCAACCAGUGACGCCCCUUGGGCUUGCACAUUAUACCUCCGGUCUGAGGAAGACGAAUACCGUGGAUUUCGGAUACCCAAGGGCACGACAGCCAACCAAGUUUUACCAAAUGUGUGGUCCAUCUUACACGACCCUGAGACGUAUCCAGAUCCUUUGACUUUCAAUCCGUGGAGGUUUGAAAACACAAGCAAUGGUUUGAACCCGUUUCCAGAUCCCGCUUUUGGUUUCGGACGUCGGUUUUGUCCGGGCAAGCAUCUGGCUUUUGACACGCUGUGGAUCGUUGUUGCAUCCACACUAGCCGUCUUUUCGAUCACGAAAGAGACCGAUGCAAAUGGGCAAAUCAAAGAGCCUACCACUGAAUUCACACCGCACCUACUGAGCCAUCCACUUCCGUUUGGUUGUACGAUUACGCCACGAUCGAGUAACGCACGCGAACUGAUUUUAGAGUCGGAUUUGUAG